Molecule: messenger RNA, 2006 nt
Organism: Drosophila ananassae
Lineage: Eukaryota; Metazoa; Arthropoda; Insecta; Diptera; Drosophilidae
Exons: 2
Coding region: 302-1348 (348 amino acids)
Source: RefSeq, a predicted model, not a curated record
UUUCGGUUCGGGUUCGGAUCCGCUCAGCUCAGUUCUGUUUUGUGUCCCGUCGAAUUCGCAACCCUCGACUCGACAACCACUCGCAGAGCCAGUAAAAUUCAUGUUAAUGAAUGUUAAUUUAUACAUUUGUAAGAAUCUAAAAUCUGUUUUCCAAACACAACAAUUAUUGGUGCGGCUUCGAAAUUUGAAAACAGUCGCGCCCGAAUCGUCACCGUGAUCGUAACGAUCGUCCAAAAUAACGGUCUAUAACGGCAUAACGGUAAAAGUAACGAAAACGAAAGUUUUAAAAAAAUUUUCCGUAAUGGAUCCGGAGUUUGUGAACAAAUACAACCAGGUCCUGAGUCGCCUGAAGCUCGUGGAGAACUUUGACGGCAGCGAUCCUGGCAAGCUGCCGCAGUUCCUGCAGAAGAUCGAGGCCCUAAUGCCGGCCAUUAACAGUUUCGACGAAUAUUAUAGAGCCCAGUUAAUAGGGCACAUCAAAAACAAGUGCACGGACCGGGCGAGGGAGGCGGUCUUCACCCGACAGAUGAGUGCUCCGGUGGGGAAUGGCAACGGAGCCGCCAAUGGCCACCUGCUGAAGGCCGAGUCCUGGCUGAAGCUCAAGGACCAACUGCUGUACAAUUACGCCGAAAAGGAGUCCAGCUACUCCCUGAUACACAAAAUACGUAGCGCCGUGGUGGACUCCAACAUAGAGCUGUAUUACCAGAAAAUGGCCAAGCUGAAGCACAGACUGAUCAACAGGAAACUCACCCACAACGACACCCUGUACUCCCUGGAGGAUAUCGAGCGGAUCACGCUGCAGGUGUUCAGGGAUCACCUGCCGGAGCCCACGCACUCCAUGAUCCUGCGCCGCAACCCCAAGUCCAUGGAGGAGGCAUACCGCUACAUAGUCGAGGUGCAGCAGCAGUUCUACACCCAGAGCGGAUCCCUGGCCACCGACCAGGCGGCCACCUUCAGCACCAGCCACAAGCAGCAGGUCCACGGCGUGGGCAUGGGCGGCGUGGGGGUGAGCACAGUGGGUCUGGGCGUGGGGAUGGGGGCUGUGGGCCUGGGACUCUCCUCCUACGCCCGCCAAAUGUCCGAGAAGGGACAGCAACAGCAGAGCAGCAACAAAAGCUACUACAACCAGGCAGCCCCACCGGUGGGGGCCGGCAAGACCAGUCCCAUGUUCAAGAGCAUCGGCAAUCCCACGUUCAAGUCGAGCUUCAGCUACAACGGAAGCAGCUCCAACUCCGGAAUGGGCUACGGCUACUCGAGCGGGAAGAAGUCGGACAUUAAACAAAACUACCAGCAGCAGAAGAGCCUCAACUACGCGAAGACCUCCAGCACAAGUGCCUGGAAAAAGUAGGAGACCUUCAGAUCAUAGAUCGUAGAUCUCUGGAUGAGACAAUCCGUACCCGCAGCCCACGGGCAUGACCUAAUCCCUUGGAGCCUGUGACUAAGCCACCUCAUGCUAAUUACCCGAUCCCAACCUCACCCUCUGGUAAUUCGAUGAUUCCACUCAGAUGAUGUGGAUGCAGAUUAUAGAACGUGAAUAUGGAUUAAAAGUGAAUAGAAGUGUGUAACAGACAGCAGUCUAUAAUCAUGUGAAUAAAUACUUUUUUUAAAUAAAUUAAAUAACCCCGAAGAUAAAUAAGUUAAUCAAAAAUAAUGUACAUAUAGGAGGCAAAUGCAAAUAAUGGAAACGAUGUGAAUGUAGAUGGAGAUAAUGCAAAAAUAAUACAAUAAUUAGACGAGAUAAGGAAGAGAUCAUGGCGAUGAUGUCGAUAUAGAAGAUAAUGAUGCCGAUUAAACGGAUGAUGACCAAUAAUGAUGACAUCGAUCGCGUGUCUAUCGAUGAUGAUCCAUCCGCCGACAGUAUGGACAUGAUAAUUAUUAGCUCAUAAGACUCAAGUGUACAUAGCCCCACACCCCAAUCCCCAUCCCAGUCACAUUACCCACUUUUUUCUCCCACAAUCGCCCACCUUUAAAUUCGUUUUUUGUUAACAAUAAAGUGUAAAGUCUAA